Prunus armeniaca (apricot) is the source of this 219-nucleotide messenger RNA. NCBI's taxonomy places the organism in Eukaryota, Viridiplantae, Streptophyta, Magnoliopsida, Rosales, Rosaceae. The record is from the annotation of a GenBank genome assembly.
AUGCUGGCUAUAUUUCCUGAAGUAGAGGAAUCAACUCUUUCCAAGGAAGUCCUGGGAGAACUGUCGGAAAUGGUUGCUAUUGUUACCGAGGAGGAGUCAUGGACCCUCUACUUUGAUGGGUCUUCCACAUCAAAAGGUGGAGGGGCAGGUGUCGUGCUCAUUAAUCCCAAUGGGCAAGCUACGGCUCUCAUUCAAGCUAGACUUUCUAUGCACGAAUAA